AUGAAAUUACCUUCUAAAAAUAAAUUACCGGAUUAUUACGACAUGAUAAAAAAACCUUUGGAUAUAAAGAAAAUAUUUAACAGGAUAGAAGAUGGAAAAGUAAGCUGGGGGGAGGAAUUGGGGAGAAAUGGAAAAAAAGGUAUUCGGAUUUUGACGAUUUGGAAAAGGAUUUUACUCAAAUGUGUAUACAACGAAGAAGCUUCUCUCAUACACGAAGAUUCAACCGUCCCUCAAUCCACGGUGGACGACGAGGAUGGAAAUUCCGAAUCGGAAUCCGUUAGAAUGAAAAUAAAAAUAAAAGUUGGAAAAGGUGGAAGAGGAGGAGAAGGAAGAGGAAGCACGAGAAGGAAAAAAACUCAACCAAAGUACACGAAUAGCGAUGACGAAGACGAAGAUGAUUGA
Molecule: messenger RNA, 402 nt
Organism: Pediculus humanus corporis (human body louse)
Lineage: Eukaryota; Metazoa; Arthropoda; Insecta; Psocodea; Pediculidae
Exons: 3
Coding region: 1-402 (133 amino acids)
Molecular function (GO): protein binding
Source: RefSeq, a predicted model, not a curated record